Molecule: messenger RNA, 6628 nt
Organism: Wasmannia auropunctata (little fire ant)
Lineage: Eukaryota; Metazoa; Arthropoda; Insecta; Hymenoptera; Formicidae
Gene: mon2
Product: protein MON2 homolog
Exons: 15
Coding region: 635-5596 (1653 amino acids)
Source: RefSeq, a predicted model, not a curated record
AAACGCGACUGUAGCCGUAGUCGCAAUGACACUGAUGACAGCGUAGUAAUGCCGCACUGCUGCAUACGUGGUCUGUGAGUUUGUGUCAAUUGUGUCAAGUUUAUGUACGGUCGUAUUGGCCGUAUAGAUCUUCCCUAUAAUCAAAAGUCUCGAGUCAACAAUAAACAAAAAAGGGUAUCGUGCGAUCGCGGCCGGGAGACUCCUCAGUUGCGCCUAGUUACGUGAAUCUUGUACCGUAUUGACCUUCAUUGAGAGGCAGGUGCCAUUAUCUAAGGAAGUGUGAAUCUCGAGCACACGAGCCGAGCGGAACGGAGCGGAGAAUCGUCGGCACAAGAACGUCGACGUCGCGUUAGUUGCGGUCUGCGCGCGAUUCUACCGAGUAUCCGCGGCGACCCGUGAUCGAUGUGAUCCGCGAGCGUGGUGACUUGGGGAAGGCGAUUCCGAUGGACCGUCGCCGCCUGUUUGCCGUCACCGUCAUCGACAAUCGGCGUGGCGGAGCGUGCCAAUUCGACCACCGCCCGACGGUCGAACGCCGUGGCGCUUAGCCACUCGGUCCGAGCGGACUUAGCGAGCCGUCAUGUCCUCAAUCCCGGAAGCCGUGCCGAUAUAGGGGAAACGCGAGCAAACGGUGGUGAUGUCAACGAUGGCGAGCACCGCCGCCGCCGCCGUCGUCGGCAGCAAUCCGGAGAAUGCUUCCAAAUUCCUGGAGGUCCUGCAGUCGGAUCUCAAAGUACUUGCUUCGGAGACCAAGAAGAAGUACCCGCAAAUCAAGGAAUCAUGUGAGGAAGGAAUUGCAAAGUUGAGAACAGCCUCAAGUAAUCCAGGGACACCAAUAUAUUAUAUUGUAAAUCAAAUACUUUAUCCUUUAGUUCAAGGUUGCGAGAGUAAGGACAUAAAAGUCAUCAAGUUUUGCCUAGGCAUGAUGCAAAGACUAAUAACACAGCAAGCAGUAGAUCAGAAAGGUGCCCGAUAUAUUACAGAUACUUUGUGGUUGUUAAUGGAAUCGGGUACAGAGGAAGUUAAAGUUUUACAGACUGUAACAUUACUACUUACAAGUAAUGCCGUGGUGCAUGGAGAUACUCUGGCAAGAAAUUUGGUGCUUUGCUUCCGAUUACAUUUCACAAAGGAUUGUACAACGAUAAAUACAGCCGGUGCUACUGUAAGACAACUAGUGUCUUUGGUAUUUGAAAGAGUAGUUGCCGAGGACGAGCAAAAUUCCGAUCAGCCAGAGCCUGAUGAAGUAAAUUUGGAGGAACUGAAAAUUCCAACGAAUCAAGCACCUAAAGGUCUCGGCCCUUGCGCUGCAGAUGCAUAUUUGAUGUUUCAGGAUCUAGUACAAUUGGUGAACGCCGAUCAACCGUACUGGCUAAUAGGCAUUACUGAAAUGACCAGAACUUUUGGUUUGGAACUGUUGGAGUCGGUUUUAACAAACUUUUCAUCAGUUUUUUUUAAGCAUCCAGAGUUUAGCUUCUUACUGAAGGAGAGAGUGUGCGCACUUGUGAUAAAACUGUUUUCGCCUAAUAUCAAAUAUCGUAAUUCAGUGCCAGCAUCUUUGCAACAAGCUACACCUUUAGAUAAACCUUACUUUCCUAUUAGUAUGAGGUUAUUGCGAGUUGUGUCGAUUUUGAUACAGAAAUAUCAUUCCUUAUUGGUGACGGAAUGUGAAAUAUUCUUAUCUUUAAUUGUGAAGUUUCUGGAUCCUGACAAACCUACCUGGCAGAGAGCUUUAGCAUUAGAAGUUCUGCACAAAAUGACAGUUCAGGCAGAUUUGCUGACAAACUUCUGCGAAUGUUACGAUUUGAAACCACACGCUACAAAUAUUUUUCAAGAUAUUGUUAAUAGCUUAGGUGCAUAUGUACAUAGCCUUUUCGUAAAUCCACAAAUGAUGAGUCAGACAGCAACAAGUACAACUAUGCCUCAAAGCACAGGUUCACCAUUAUUUACUGGAAUGCCUAUUGGACCUGGUGUAUCACCUCAACCCGGUUUUUAUUCACGCGGUAUUUGGUUACCAGUAGUAGCAACAUUUACAAGUGGACAAGCUAAGCCAACUUAUUUGGAAAUGUUAGACAAAGUCGAACCGCCACAAAUACCAAUUGGUUAUGGAAUCAGCAUAGCCUAUGCAUGCCUGUUAGACAUUAUACGAUCUAUCGCAUUGGCUAUAAAUGGCUCGAAAGACGAUAAUAGUGAAAGUUUUAUCUAUCAGCCGAGCGAAUCCGAACGAAAGCUUCAUGUACAAUUAAUAAACUCUAGUUGGUGUGGUCUGUUGGCAGCCCUCAGUCCAUUAAUAGAUGCUAGCACGGACGAAUCGGCAACAGAAAAUGUUCUAAAAGCAAUUCAAACGUUCGCAUCUCUUUGCGGCCAAUUAGAUUUGCAAGCGCCACGCGAUGCCUUCAUUACUGCGAUAUGUAAAGCAUCCCUACCACCUAAUUACGCCUUGACUGUACUGUACAACGCACCCCAAGGUAUACCAACCGCGAGACAACAGGACUCUACUCAAUACAGCUUGACAAUGGGCGAGCCCGAUUAUAGGCAACAAGUGGUAGCCGUUGGUACGCCACUACCAACGGCAUCUUUACCAAUUGGUGCUCAUCAAGGUCCCGUCAUGUUGACCGCGAAAAAUCUACAAUGCAUGCGUGCACUAUUAUCAUUGGCCCACUGUCACGGUAGCAUACUUGGUAGCGCGUGGCAUUUGGUACUUACUACUCUUCAACAUCUCGUUUGGAUACUUGGUUUAAAACCUUCUACUGGCGGAUCAUUGAAAGCUGGGAGAACCGCGGCUGAUCCGAACGCUGUGCUGACAAACGCAGUUAUGGCGGAUCUACCUGUACUCAGUGCUAUGCUUAGUAGAUUAUUCGAGAGCAGUCAGCAUCUUGAUGAUGUCGCCCUGCAUCACUUGAUAGAUGCCCUAUGUAAACUGAGUCACGAGGCGAUGGAGCUGGCAUAUUCUAACCGUGAACCCUCUCUGUUUGCUGUUGCUAAACUUCUAGAGACAGGUUUAGUGAACUUACCACGUGUAGAAGUGCUCUGGAGACCAUUAACGAAUCACUUGUUGGAAGUUUGUCAGCAUCCACACAUUCGUAUGAGAGAAUGGGGCGUGGAAGCGAUCACAUAUCUCGUCAAAAUGGCUCUUCAACAUAAAUAUCCACAACCACUUCGCGAUAAUCAGAAGUUGCAAACAUUACUGUUGGGACCAUUGUCCGAGUUAUCGUCGGUGCGUCACGGUGACGUUAGGCAGCGACAGCUGGAAUGCGUUUUGCAAGUGCUUCAUGGGGCUGGGGAGACGCUGUACCAUGGCUGGCCUUUAGUCCUCGGUAUUAUAGGAGCAGUUUCCGAUCAUCACGGAGAGGCUUUAGUGCGCAUAGCUUUCCAAUGUUUACAGUUAGUUGUAACCGAUUUUUUGCCGGUGAUGCCUUGGCGAUGUCUUCCACUGUGUGUCGAUACAGCCGCUAAAUUUGGAUCGCAGACGCAAGAAUUGAAUAUUUCGCUCACGGCUGUCGGUCUAAUGUGGAACAUAAGCGACUACUUCUAUCAGAACCAAGAGAAAUUGUGCGUUUGCUUGCGCGGAGAUUCAUCAUCAGUAUUCCCUGAUUUUCCUGGCACUACAAAUAUGCCACCGUUUGAUAAACUCUGGAUGUGUCUCUAUGCAAGAUUGGGAGAUCUAUGCGUCGAUUCGCGACCCGCUGUACGCAAAUCGGCAAGUCAAACCCUCUUCUCAACCAUAUCCGCACACGGUAGCCUCUUGCAUCAACCAACGUGGCAAGCCGUGCUCUGGCAGGUAUUGUUUCCACUGUUAGAUAAAGUAAGAAGCUUGUCGAAUUCGGCUAGCAGCGAAAAAGUCGAUACCAGUGGAAACAUACUUAUUCAUCACAGCAGAAAUACAGCGCAGAAGCAAUGGGCGGAGACGCAAGUUUUGACAUUAAGCGGCGUAGCCAGAGUGUUUAAUACGAAACGUCAGCUGUUGCAAAUGUUAGGGGACUUUCCCAGAGCGUGGUCAUUGCUCCUCGAAUUUAUCGAGAAUUCUGCGCUUAGUAAAAACAACGAGGUAUCGUUAGCGGCACUGAAAUCAUUCCAAGAGAUCCUCUUUCAACCGAAGGGAAGCGACAGCACCGAGGUGAUUCAAUCGAACGAUUCAGAAGGCUUGUGGACGGUGACGUGGCGCGUCUGGCUAAAUAUUGGAAUGGAGAGCACUGCUCCGCCGCAAGAAAGCGACACCGAUCCUUAUGUGCCCUCCCAGGCAUUUUUAACUGCGCUUAUGCAUAUAUUUCCAGGUGUUUUCCAGCACAUUAGAAAUAAGUUUACCGGCCCCGAUCUGCAAAAAUUAUGUAUCGUCCUGAAGAACGCGGUGGCCGUUCCGGUGCACGGCGAAUCGACGCCGUACAUUCUGCCAUCGGUACCCGACGUGGUUCUUACUCAUUUGCAAGACGAGGUGCUGCACUCCAUGGAGCUUCUGCAAAAAGAAGCGUUAAACGGUCCGGACAAUUUGCGCACGAUGAUUGUACUGAUAUUCCUUCAGUUGCUGAACUUCUCGAAACUUGCGUGCGAAGCCCCGACAUACGGUAAAAUACCCACGAAACAUAUCUCUCAGGUCAGAGGCGUGUCCGCUGAUUGGGUCACCAUGAAUUAUGUCCCGUUUGGCGAGAAAGCUCUAUCGAUGGUCGUGAAUCUGUAUCAGAAAACUGCGCACGAGAUGGCCGUAAUCGACGGUCAGGUGCUCAAGUACAUUGUGGAAGCGCUGCACGUACCGUUAGCCAUGAAAUACGCGUGCCCAUCCGCAACCACAUGGAAACUAGCCGUGACUAGUCUUUUAGCUGUCUUGCACACCGGGCUACCGCUCGCUAGAAAAUAUCCCGAGCAAUUCCAGAGCAUGUGGCUUGAGCUUGCGAGCACGCUGGACGAUUUCUUGUUCCCUAAAAGCGUACUGAAUGUAGAACGAGGGGUAGAAGAGAUCCAGGCUGACGAGGCGGUAGAUUGUCAGGUUAUGGAGUUAUUGAGGGACGAAGUAUUGCCACAUUCUCAGCACAUACCUCAUCAGUUUAUACUUAGAGUUGUUAUGCUUUUAAAUAAAGGUUCCAUACAUUCAGCCACCACAGCAAAUAUCGAAAAUGGAGCAGAAACGAAAUUACGGGAAGAAUUUGCGAAAACUUGUUUCGAGACUUUAUUGCAAUUUUCUUUAUUAGACGGACUGAACAAUGAUGCAGAAAAUAGUCCUAAAAAGAGUUCAGAAAGUGACGAGGGCGGAAUUGCUGGACGUUUGGCAGUUACGGCUCUUCUGCACAGAUUUCAAGAAGUUUUACGGCGAUAUAUUGAAAGCGAGAGACGGAGUGGAAAAUGUCCUUUGCCUAGGUACAGAUUGUCGGAAAUAUCGUUUGUUCUGAAAGCCGUUGCCACUCUCGUAGUAUCGCUUAAGAAAGCACCUCCGAAUAAAGUUGAAAGAUCAGUAUGGGAGCAGCUGAUAGGAUUAUACCCAUGCUUAGUGGAAUGCACGAUCGCGACUACUUCUGGUCAAGUGUCUAGAUCCUUGCGAGAGGCUCUGUUACAAUAUCAUGAUUUAUUACGGGCACCAGUUCACAACACGUCGACCCUUAAUGGUGUUUGACCAAUACAUUCUUUUCUUUUUACUGAGAACGCGGAUUUACAUUAAUAGUUGAAGUGAAGUACAGAGUUAGUAGUUUACUUGUGUAAUGUUUUGACGUGUGAAAAAUCUGAGAAUAACAAUUUUCUGAUUUCUAAUAUGGAAAGAAAGAUAAUAAGUUUUUAAGCUGCAUAAUUACGCUCUAAUGGUAGAGUAAAUACCAUGUUCAUUGUUAUAAGCGUGACUUCAGUAGUUGCAUACACAAUCGCGAAAAAAUCUACAUCGCUACAAUUUAUUCUGCUCAUCAGUCGAUAUAUAUAUUAUUUUUACGACGUUGCAGUACAAUAAUCAAAAUGCGAAUAGUGUUUUUAAAUUGAUGCUCUCAUGGAAAUUUUAUAUUUUAUGUAAUUUUUGCCGUUUUCGACUUUGUGAUCAUGUCAGGGAGAAUAAUAAAGAAAGAUCUCUUUACGAGAUUCAUCUAAAUACUAGGGUCCUGUUCCGAUAUAUUCUAGUACUAAAAAUUUGUAGUAUACGUAAUAUGAACUAUAAAAUUUCAGUAUUAGCAGUAUAUAUCGGAACACGAUCUAGAUAGUGCAAUAUAGCAAUGUGAGAAAUUUUCAUUGCAGAAUUGUUAUAUCGAUUAAAUUAAACGAGAUAGUUAUGAAGUAAUAACAAAUUAGAAAUUGAAGUAUUUCCCGUUUGAAAUACAUAAAAUUGUGAAAAAGAGGAUUUAUUAACUAACAAGUAUUCUCCAGAGAGUGUAGGAAUUAUGUGUUCUAAUAGCGCAAUCGUAGUUUGUUAUUAUUCCGAGUAUACAGGAGGAACGCUGUACAUAUUUGUAACGCGAAGAAUGUACAAGACAGCUUUUUUAAUCGGUGUUGUAAAUAUUAAUAUGAGAUAUAUAUGUAUACUAAGAUGCAGAUACGAGGCGGUUUUAUAAAUAACAUAAAACUCUAUCAUUUACUAUUCUUACAAAUUACGCGGCGUCGUAAAUAUACUAUCAAAAUGUAAAUAAAUCUAUCCAGAUUAAAUAAAGCUCUCUUUGAGCAGCUGUUA